AUGGCGAAAAAACUUCGUUCUGCGCGACAAGGCUUCUACUCCCUACCGAGUUUUCGAGUAUUGAACGUCGCUUGGUUCAACGAUAACAUAUCGAUAAAUAUAAUAAGAAACAAGAACGUUACCGUUUCUAAUAGCAAUACUGACGACAAAGACGAAGAUGAUACCGACGACAAAAUACGCAAAAAUGGCAUUCUUCCAAAAGAAUCGACAACAAGAAAGAAAAUAAAAAUUAACGACGGGAAUAGUCGACAACCAAAACGACCAUUAUUACGACGCGUGGAUCGCGAAGUAAAUUUGUGUUGUAAGGGUAAAGUGCUAUGUAAUGCUGUAAGCAGGUUGUUUGUAUAUGACGAGAAAAUCCUCGAUAUUAUUAAUGAACAAGACAUUGGAAUUGCACAGAUAUUCAGAUGUUUUGAGAAACUCCCCGACUUCCAAUUACUUCUAAUCGGCCGAACAGACACCACCUGGUGGCGCGAGUACUCGUUAUGCAUUGAUGGUAUGGAAUGCUACAUCAAGGAAAUCUUCCCUAAGAAUUUGUUUAAAAAUGAAUGGAUUGAUCAAGUUGACAAUAAUCCUGAUGAUUUCUUUGAUAAGGAGUGCACUAGAAAUGCUGUUUCGUGGGAUUACUAUUCUUUGACGUUUAAGUCGGAGAAAUAA
Messenger RNA from Ambispora gerdemannii, 657 nucleotides. NCBI's taxonomy places the organism in Eukaryota, Fungi, Glomeromycota, Glomeromycetes, Archaeosporales, Ambisporaceae. The record is from the annotation of a GenBank genome assembly.